AUGGAGGAGAGGGAUAUGGUUCAAGCGUAUAUCACUGCUGGAUUCAUGACGGAUGACACGGAUUUGGAUUCGAGGCCGAAAGUUAAUGCAACACCGGAGGAGAGAGCUCGAGCACUUCUUCCUUUACACCUAGCACUGCAAACCAUGUUAGAGAUAAAACGACACCUCACGCUGCCCGAGCAUAUUCUCAUGACGAUGACGAGGUCAGUCAUUAACAAAUACUGUUCCAAUCCAAUUCUUGAUAUUACAAAAGUGCAUUACGAAACCACAGUACCACUGAUUCAUGUUCAGCCGGAUCUGCUUCAAAAAUUCCCAGAUCUGUGGACAAAUGAAACGCUAUAUUUGCAAGGCAGUUGUGUAGUGGCUUCAACUCUCGCGCAUUUCACUCGUGAUCUUAAGUUGCCCUAUCUAGAAAAAAAGACACGCUGUCUUGGGAAGGAAGCGCAAGAAAAUGAGGAUCGCGUUCUCAAAUACAUCUUCCGUAUACCGCGAUAUGUGACGCUUCCAGAACACGAGGCCAGUUACAGACUGAUACUCUCGGAUGACCCAGAGUUGAUGGCAGUGUCGGAUAUAGAGGGCGACUGCGAGAAUCUUGCAGGGCGUAUUAUUGAGGUUUGAAU
Molecule: messenger RNA, 620 nt
Organism: Strongylus vulgaris
Lineage: Eukaryota; Metazoa; Nematoda; Chromadorea; Rhabditida; Strongylidae
Source: the annotation of a GenBank genome assembly